Molecule: messenger RNA, 1299 nt
Organism: Balearica regulorum gibbericeps (East African grey crowned-crane)
Lineage: Eukaryota; Metazoa; Chordata; Aves; Gruiformes; Gruidae
Source: RefSeq, a predicted model, not a curated record
UUCAACCUUUCCAAAUUAUUCAGCUCAAGGUCAAAAAACACUGAGAAGACACCACUGCUGAAGGUUUCCUCAGAGGAAAAUGGGUUGCAGUGCAUGGCUCUUCAUAAUCCAGAUUUUACCACAGAUGAUGAUUCAUGGGACAACAGCUCUGCAGAAUUUGAGCAAAGGUUUCAACUGGGAAGUGAAAUGACAAGUUUGUCCAGAUCUGCUUCUUCUGAGAAAUAUGAAAUCUUGGACAACCUUCAUGUCAAAUUCAAUUUAUCAAAAAUAAGGUGCUGUCUAAAAUUCCUAAAAGUUUCAGGCCUUUUUGUCUUUGUAGUUGUCUGCUCUAUUUUAUUUUGCACUUAUCCAGAUCAAGGUGUGUCCUGGCAGAUGUUGGCUGUAUCACCUCUGGAAAGCUUCUCUAUGAAUCUGACUGAUUUUCGUGAUGCUGCUCUGUUGAAAUUAGACAUAGGAGGCCCAUUUGUAGCAGAUGUAGUUGAUCAGCAAACAGAUGAGUAUGUUGUAGUACAAAUCAGCCAGACUGAAGAUGUUGGAUCAAGGAGGAGACACCAGCAGCAGGUGGUAUACAACUGGACUCUACCCUUAAGUUCAAGAAGAAAUCAGCAAAUCAUCACAACUAGAACCUUUCAGAUACUGAACAGAGGCACCAUCUUCAUAAACAUUCAAGCUUUCCUACAGGAACCUGGAAGUGUUCCUCUAUCCAUGAAGCAUCAGUACCUUCAUGCAAAUAUAGAGGCACAAGUAACAGUUGCGUCCAUCAUCUUAGUAGGUGUCUACGUGCUGAUCAUACUGGAAAUUGUCCACAGGACCCUUGCAGCCAUGCUGGGCUCUUUGGCAGCGUUAGCCACCUUAGCUACUGUUGGGGAGAGGCCAAGUAUGGUCACAGUGGUGGAGUGGAUUGAUUACGAGACACUGGCGCUGCUGUUUGGAAUGAUGGUUUUGGUGGCUAUAUUUUCAGAGACUGGAUUCUUUGACUACUGUGCAGUAAAGGCUUAUCGAUUCUCUAGGGGCAAGGUGUGGGCCAUGAUUACGCUUCUGUGCCUCAUUGCUGCAAUUCUUUCUGCGUUUUUGGACAACGUUACCACUAUGCUACUCUUUACUCCAGUAACCAUAAGGCUCUGCGAAGUACUUAACCUUGAUCCUAGGCAUGUCCUAAUUGCAGAAGUAAUCUUCACAAAUAUUGGGGGGGCUGCCACAGCUGUUGGGGAUCCUCCAAAUGUGAUUAUUGUUUCAAAGCAGGAGCUGAGAAAGAAGGUAGGUAUUGCAAGCUGCUCGGCUACUAAAAUUAAAUACUGA